This is a messenger RNA of Arachis duranensis, 806 nucleotides long. RefSeq names its product DNA polymerase zeta catalytic subunit. Gene Ontology annotation, biological process: error-prone translesion synthesis; double-strand break repair via homologous recombination. The record is from RefSeq and is a predicted model, not a curated record. Gene Ontology annotation, cellular component: zeta DNA polymerase complex; nucleus. Gene Ontology annotation, molecular function: DNA-directed DNA polymerase activity. The transcript has 7 exons. The coding region runs from base 148 to 693 and encodes 181 amino acids. NCBI's taxonomy places the organism in Eukaryota, Viridiplantae, Streptophyta, Magnoliopsida, Fabales, Fabaceae.
CCUUGUAUUCUAGUAAUCUAGUGUAUUCUAACUUCUAACCGCCAAAAUAAUAAAUGAACCAAAAGGUUUUCCCUCGCUCGCUCGUCAUUUGGUGAAUGCGUUCUUCGUCUUUUGGAGAAGAAUUUUUCAAACGAACAAAAGAAGAAAAUGACGGAUUCGCAGUCCAAUUCAGAGAUUUUCAGUGUUCGGAUUGUCUCCAUCGACUAUUACAUGGCUCCGCCGAUCCAAGGCGCCGAUAUCUGUUACAGCAGCUUCCACGGGGGAAAAGUGAAGGAGGUUCCUGUUAUAAGAGUGUAUGGUUCUACUCCUUCAGGCCAGAAGACUUGCUUGCACAUUCACCGAGCCUUGCCAUAUAUGUAUGUGCCAUGUUCGGAUAUACCACUUCAACCAGACCAAGAAGGUGAUGCAUACACGUAUAAGGUUGCUGCUUCUCUUGAGAAAGCCUUGCAGCUUAAAGGCAGUGCUGGUUCAACAAGGCAGCAUGUGCAUGGCUGCAGCCUUGUACGAGCAAGAAGAUUCUAUGGUUACCACUCGUUUGAGGAGUUAUUUGUUAAGAUAUACCUAUAUUAUCCGCAAGAUGUCUCCCAUGCUGCUAAUCUUCUCUUGGCUGGUGCUGUUCUUGACAAAUGUUUACAACCUCAUGAAUCACAUAUUCCCUAUAUUCUUCAGUUUUUGGUAUGUUCUUUCAUAUGAAUUGUUAUAACUUGGUAGGCUUACCUAAACAUGACAAAAUAUUUAUCUUCUUAAAUUAAGUCGGUUCUGUUGCUUAUAUGGCUUUAAUGCUUUAAUCAUAACCACAUAUUUAU